This is a messenger RNA of Dendrobium catenatum, 1347 nucleotides long. RefSeq lists its product as uncharacterized. Bases 1 to 1347 code for a protein of 448 amino acids. Gene Ontology annotation, molecular function: RNA-DNA hybrid ribonuclease activity; nucleic acid binding. Lineage: Eukaryota; Viridiplantae; Streptophyta; Magnoliopsida; Asparagales; Orchidaceae. The transcript is spliced from 2 exons. The record is from RefSeq and is a predicted model, not a curated record.
AUGCGCCUUCGGAGUCGCUUCUGGAAAAUUUCUGGGUUUUAUGGUAACCAUAGAGGGAUCGAAGCCAAUCCCAAAAAAAUCAAGGCGUUAAGAGAUAUGGUGCCACCUAAGAACGUCAAGGAAGUCCAAAGGCUGAACGGGAGGAUCGCAGGAUUGUCUCAUUUCCUGGCAUGUUCAGGAGACAAGUACCUGCCUUUCUUCAAAGUACUUAGAGGCGCUUGCAGCUCCGAUUUCCAAUGGACAGAUGAAUGCCAAGAGGCCUUCGAACAGCUACGAAAGUAUUUGGCCUCCCCGUCGCUACUUUCUAAACUAACACCUAGAGAGAAGUUGUAUUUGUACAUAGCUGUUUCGCCCAAAGCCAUCAGUUCGGUCUUAGUACAUGAAGAUAAUACUGUGCAACGCCCCAUCUACUAUGUCAAUAAAAUUCUAUCUGAAAUGGAGGGACGUUAUCCCUUAGCGGAUAAGACAGCAUUGGCACUAGUUUAUUCUGCCAGAAAACUACGCCCCUACUUCCAAACCCACUCAAUUGGGGUUUACACAAAUGUGUCACUGAAAACUAUUCUGCAAAAAUCAAAAGCAUCGGGUAGGCUCGUCAAGUGGUCUAUAGAACUGGGAGAAUUUGACAUUCACUACUUGCCUAGACCCGAUAUCAAGUCUCAAGCACUUGCAGAUUUCGUGGUUGAAUGCACCGUUCCAGAGACUACUCUCGAGUAUGGGCUCCGACUCAAGUUUCCGGCAAUAAACAACAUGACAGAAUACGAAGCCUUUAUCGCUGGACUAAGACUAGAAGAUGAUUGUGAGGUGCAUAACCUAGUAGUCCACACUGAUUCACAACUAGUUGCUUCUCAGGUGGAAGGAGAAUUUGAUAUCAACAAUCUGCAACUAGCCCAAUAUUACAAAUUUGUGAAACUACUUUUGGCCCGAAUAGGAGAAUAUCAAAUCGUACAUGUUCUCCGAAAGCAAAAUGCAAGAGUAGAUGCUCUUUCAAAACUUGCAACAUUGACAACGGGAGACAUCUACAAGAGAAAGUGUGUUGAGGAGAUCCAUUUUCCAAGUAUCCAGGGUCCAUGGGUCAUACAAUCGAUCAAUGAAAUAAGGGAGGAGUCUUGGAUCAAUCUCAUCUUGUCUUUCUUACAAGAUGUGGUACUGCCUGAAGAACUCAUGGCUGCAACGAGACUACGAAGACGAGCAGCAAAUUUCACCAUCAUUGGUGGUGAGUUGUAUAAGCGCGCUUUCACCGGGCCAUAUCUGAAGUGUCUCCCACCUUCAGAAGCUGAUUAUGCACUCCGAGAAGUUUGUGGCGAGCAUCUGGCAGGAAGAGCUUUGGCUUAUAAAAUCAUGAGGUAA